AUGCAGGUGCAUGCCAAAACAGUGCUGAGCUUGUGCUUCUACGCUGGACAUGCUGAAGAGAGGCCCAAGGCUGCAGUGAGCGUGACUCCUGACAGCAGAGACAUAUUCAGCGGAGACUCUGUUACGCUCAGAUGUGAGAUACCAGAGGGGGGAAACACAGACUGGGACUACAGCUGGUACUUCAACAGAAGUCCAGAGUCUCCUGUAGCCACUGGUCAGCAGUACAGCAUCAGUUCUGCUGCUGAUCUCCACUCUGGCGACUACACCUGCAGAGGAACACAGAGAGGCACCCCUCGGAGUUCAGACACCAGUGAUGUGCUCACUCUGACCGUGUCAGAGCGACCCACAGCUGUUGUGUCCCUGAGCCCCAGCUGGACUCCAGUGUUCAGUGGAGAGAUCAUCACUCUCACCUGCAGCAUACAGGGAGAGUCCCCAUCAGACUGGAGAUACCGCUGGUACAGAGGAGACCAGCGGGUUCACCCACAGAGAAGCUGGAGUGACAGUGUUGUAUACAAACUGCAGGCUGUGCAGGAGGACCACAGUGGGGUCUACAGCUGCAGAGGAAGCAGAAAAAAAGAUUCAAAGGAAUCGAAUAAGAGUGAAGGUGUUACUGUUUUAAUGGGACAUCUGGUCAAAUGUUUCUCAUAUUUCACACUGAGUAACGUGCUGUGUUCUCAGAGACACAAGGCUGCUGUUUCUGUGACAUCAAAGCCCAAACUCACAUUAAGUCCACCAGGUUACCAGCUCCUCACAGGAGACUCAGUGACUCUGAGAUGUGAGUUGGGUGUUUCCUCUGGUUUGGUGUUCUACUGGUACAGAGACACACAGACCUCUGAUCCUGUGGCCCAGACUGAUGGAGACUCCUACAGCAUUGGUUCUGUUGAUGUCUCUGAUGGAGGACAGUACUGGUGCAGAGCUGGGAGAAGAAACCCAGUCUACUACACACAAUAUAGUGAUGCAGCAGAGAUAAAGGUUACAGAAAGACCACGACCCACCAUUACCCUGAAAUCAAACUGGACAGAGUUCUUCAGUGGAGAGGAGGUCUCUCUCAGAUGUGACAUACAGAGUGGGGAGAUCAGUGACUGGGAGUACAGCUGGUUUAGAGAUGGAGUGAAAGUUUACCGUUAUAGCGGCUAUGUGGAGAAAUAUGAAAUCAAACCGUCUCAAAGUGAGAAAGCGUGGGCAGUACUGAGUUCUCUCUCACAGACCUGGCUGACAGAAGGAGACUCAGUGACUCUGAGCUGUGAGGUUAGAGGCUCCACUACAGGCUGGAUAUUCCACUGGUACAAGACUGCCUCCUACAUGUCUGAUUUGACUCAUGUCACAUAUGCCUCCCAAACAUCUGGGUUCCCACAAACACAUGGAAACAAAGGAUAUUCUUUAGAGUUGGUCUCAGACAGCAUCAGAGGAGCUGGAGGCUCCUACACUCUCAGCCCUGCUGCUCUUAGACACACAGGGGUUUAUGUGUGCAGAGCAGAGAGAGGAGAACCAGCCUAUCACACAGAGUUCAGCCAGCCUCAGCCUCUCUGGGUCACAGGUGUGUCUCUGGCCUCUGUGAGCACCCAUUCAAACUGGUCCCAGAUCUUCACAUCUGAGCCUCUCUCCCUGAGCUGUGGGGUUCAGGGCAACUCUACUGGAUGGAGACUGAGGUGGUUCACAGACAGAAGAGAAAAAUCAGAGUGUCCCACUGACUGGAGAUCAGAAACAGGAUCCAGCUGCAGCAUCAGCUCAGCAUCUCCAUCAGACAGUGGAGUGUACUGGUGUCAGUCUGAGUCUGGAGAGCAGAGCAAUCCUGCCAACAUCACAGUGCACAAUGGUGAUGUGAUCCUGGAAAGUCCUGUACAUCCUGUGACUGAGGGAUAUCCUCUGACUCUGCGCUGUAGAUAUCGCUACCAGCCAUCAAACAUCAGUGCUGACUUCUAUAAAGAUGGGACACUCCUGCAGACCUCCACCACAGGACAGAUGACCAUCCCUGCAGUCUCAAAGUCACAUGAAGGCCUCUAUAAGUGCAGGAACCCUGAGAGAGAAGAGUCACCAGAGAGCUGGAUCACAGUAAAGGUCUGGCCCACACACUGUGAAAUGACUGUCAUGCAUUGUGUUGGCCCAGGUCUGGCUCACACACUGUAAAACGGAUUUCAGUGAGUGUUGGCUGAAUGUCGGCUUGGUCCCCGGCCCGAUUGUGGCCCGAGCACUGUAAAACGGAUUUCAGUGAGUGUUGGCUGAAUGUCGGCUUGGUCCCCGGCCCUAUUGUGGCCCGAGCACUGUAAAACGGAUUUCAUGCAUUGUGUUGGCCCAGGUCUGGCUCACACACUGUAAAACGGAUUUCAGUGAGUGUUGGCUGAAUGUCGGCUUGG
Molecule: messenger RNA, 2354 nt
Organism: Sardina pilchardus (European sardine)
Lineage: Eukaryota; Metazoa; Chordata; Actinopteri; Clupeiformes; Clupeidae
Product: Fc receptor-like protein 5
Exons: 11
Coding region: 1-2127 (708 amino acids)
Biological process (GO): cell surface receptor signaling pathway
Cellular component (GO): plasma membrane
Molecular function (GO): transmembrane signaling receptor activity
Source: RefSeq, a predicted model, not a curated record